Messenger RNA from Insectozyma verbasci, 1158 nucleotides. NCBI's taxonomy places the organism in Eukaryota, Fungi, Ascomycota, Pichiomycetes, Serinales, Debaryomycetaceae. The record is from the annotation of a GenBank genome assembly.
AUGACAACUACAGUUCCUUUAAUUUAUUCAUUUCCUGAAUUUUUAGGUGUUGCUGAUGCUGUUGCUGAUCAUGUUAUAUCUGCUCAAAAUCAAACUUUAUAUAAUUCAACUGAUUUAUCUCAAAUUGAAUUAAUUAAAAAAGGUGCUAUAAGUAGACCUCAAAUUUUAAAAACAAAUUCAAGUUUAUCAAUUAUAAAUAAUAAUAAUAAUAAUAAUAAUAGUAAUAAUAAUAAUUAUAAUAAUAAUAGUAAUAAUGGUUCAGGUAAUACAAGUAAUUUUCAAUCGACAUCACAAUCUCGAACAUCAACUCCAAAUCAUUCACCAUCUCAUUCAUCAAGUCAUAUACAAAGUUCAAGAUCAACUUCAAAUCUUGCUGCUGCUACAUCAUCAUCAUCAACAUCAACAACAACAAAUGGUCUAAAAUUGAAGAAAGAAAAGAAAAUUAAUAAAAAACAAGAAAUUAGAUUUAAAAUUGCAAUUUCGGGUGGUUCUUUAAUUAAAAUUUUACAUCAAGGUUUAUUACCAAGACAAGAAUUAAUUGAAUGGGAUAAAUGGGAUAUUUACUUUGCUGAUGAAAGAUUGGUACCGUUUGAUAGUCCAGAUUCAAAUUAUGGUCAAGCAAAAAGAGAAAUUUUUGAUCAUAUAAAAGGUGAUAAAUUUCCAAAAAUUUAUCAUAUAGAUGAGUCUUUAAUUAAUGAUCCACAAGAAUGUGCUUAUGAAUAUGAAAAACAAUUGGUUCUAAGUUUUGCUAAAAAAGAUUCUGUUAAAUUACCAAUGUUUGAUUUGCUAUUAUUAGGUUGUGCUCCAGAUGGUCAUAUUGCAAGUUUAUUUCCAAAUUUUGGUGAACAAUUAAGAGAGAAAUUUGCUUGGUGUAUGUCCGUAACUGAUGCUCCAAGUGGUCCAAAAGAUAGAAUUACUUUAAGUAUACCUGUUAUAUGUCAUUCUGCAAGAGUUACUUUUGUUGUUGAAGGUUUGACUAAAGCUCCAAUUAUAAAAACUAUUAUUGAAAGACCUGAAAAAGGUUUACCAAGUUCUAUAGUUAAUGAAAGUGCAGCUGGUAAAGUUGCUUGGUUUGUUGAUGAUGAUGCAUUGAAUGAUUUAUAUGAUAUUGUAAAGAAGAAGUAUAAAUUUUUAACAAUAACUGAUAAUGAAAAUUAA